AAUUUAGAGAGAACCCAAAUCCCAGAUACCACAACACAACACUACACUUUGGUCGUGUUUCAUCUUUUUCUCCGAGAAAGAGCCACCCCACGUUUCACUUUCACUUUUUAUUUUCUGCUUUGGGAAAUGAUGCCAUUGUCGUCCCUCGCAAAGCAAAACCCCAUCAUCAGACUCUAGUCCAUUCUCGCUUUCCUCUUCCCCCCCUUUUGAGCACGUAAGAAUCCUCCGAUUCUGAACCGAGGCACGUGACGUGUGCUCGAGCGUGUGUGUGUUUUUGGCCAUGGAGAAGGAAGAGGACAAGUACGCGAAGGAAUUGGAAGUGGCCGUUAGGGUGGUCCACGUGGCGUGUGCUCUCUGCGGGAGGGUGCAGGAGAGGCUCCUUGCCACCACCAAUGAUCACGUUGUGGCCAAGGAUGAUGAUUCUCCCGUUACUGUCGCAGACUUUAGUGUUCAAGCAACUAUUAGUUGGUUACUAUCAGAAAUUUUGGGGGUUCAAAAUGUGUCAAUCGUUGCCGAAGAAGACAUAGAAACCAUCUCCAAGGAUGAAUCAGCAAGCUUACUGGAAGCUGUUGUGAAUACUGUGAAUGAAUCUUUGGCUUUUGCAUCCAAGUAUGGUCUUCAAUGUCCAGAGACAACUCUAGGGACGCCUGAAGUUCUUGAGGCCAUUGCCCGUUGCAACUCAACUGGAGGCCCCAGGGGAAGAUAUUGGGUACUUGACCCUGUUGAUGGCACAUUAGGAUUUGUACGUGGCGAUCAGUAUGCUGUUGCUCUAGCUCUGAUUGAGGAUGGAAAAGUUGUUCUUGGAGUUCUGGGGUGUCCUAAUUACCCAGUAAAGAUAGAAUGGCUUAAUUAUCAUUACCAGCAUCAUCAAACAAUGCCAGAGUCGUCUCUAAAAACUCCUGAUACCGGGGGAAAAGGAUGUGUAUUGUAUGCAAGAAAAGGCAGUGGUGAGGCAUGGCUGCAGUCAUUAAUUGAUGGAGAUAACAUGCUAGAGUGGCCAAAUUGUGCUAGGCUUAUUCGUGUUUCUUCGAUUGAUGAUCCGGCAUUGGCAACUCUCUGUGAACCAGUGGAAAGGGCAAACUCAAACCAUUCAUUCACAGCUGGACUUGCUCACAGUGUGGGACUUAGAAAACAGCCCUUGCGCGUGCACAGCAUGGUAAAAUACGCAGCAAUAGCCCGAGGAGACGCGGAGAUAUUCAUGAAAUUUGCAAAGUGCGGCUACAAGGAGAAGAUAUGGGAUCAUGCUGCUGGUGUUGUUAUUGUUGAAGAGGCUGGUGGUGUGGUAACUGAUGCCGGGGGGCGCCCACUGGACUUUUCAAAGGGAAUGUACUUAGAAGGUCUUGACAGAGGCAUAAUUGCAUGCUCUGGUGUCGCAUUGCAUGAAAAAUUAAUUGAUGCUGUUUAUGCUAGCUGGGACUCCUCAAAUUUAUGAGCCUUUCUUUCCUCUAUCAAUAAGGCAAAAUUUUGGCAGAGGCAAUUUGGAUUACUUAUUUUCUUAAUCUUUUUUUUUUUGUAUGCAUAUUAGUAGACAGUAACUAGCUAACUUUCCUCUAUACAGAUAGCAUAUAUUGUAUUAAACUGAAGAUACUUUUAUAUGAGGGAUUUAGCUCCUGUAUGAAACAAGGGAGUAUACUUUAAAGGAAAAAAGAAUAAUUAUAACCAUUGAUUUA
Messenger RNA from Glycine soja, 1670 nucleotides. Its product is annotated as PAP-specific phosphatase HAL2-like. The record is from RefSeq and is a predicted model, not a curated record. The transcript is spliced from 3 exons. Gene Ontology annotation, molecular function: 3'(2'),5'-bisphosphate nucleotidase activity. Gene Ontology annotation, biological process: sulfate assimilation; phosphatidylinositol phosphate biosynthetic process. Lineage: Eukaryota; Viridiplantae; Streptophyta; Magnoliopsida; Fabales; Fabaceae. The coding region runs from base 281 to 1432 and encodes 383 amino acids.